This is a messenger RNA of Helianthus annuus (common sunflower), 486 nucleotides long. Its product is annotated as cell wall protein IFF6-like. NCBI's taxonomy places the organism in Eukaryota, Viridiplantae, Streptophyta, Magnoliopsida, Asterales, Asteraceae. The record is from RefSeq and is a predicted model, not a curated record. The transcript has a single exon. The coding region runs from base 1 to 486 and encodes 161 amino acids.
AUGACUGGUCGUGGACGUGUCCCUCCUCCGGGAGAUGUAUCAUCUGGUCGUGGGCGUGGGCGUGGGCGCAGAUCUGACUCCGGACAUGGACGUGGGCGGGCAUCAGACUCGGGUGGUGGACAUGGGAGUGCAUCGGACUCCGGUAUUGGACGUGGACGGGCAUCGGACUCCGGUGCUGGACGUGGACGGGCAUCGGGCUCCGGUGCUGGACGUGGACGGGCAUCGGACUCCGGUGCUGGACGUGGACGGGCAUCGGACUCCGGUGCUGGACGUGGGCGGGCAACGGACUCCGGUGCUGGACGUGGGCGGGCAUCGGACUCCGGUAUUGGACCUGAGCGAGCAUCAAACUCUGGUCGUGGUAAUGGACGUGACCACGCUAUAGAGUUGAGUCCUGGGUAUAGUAGGACAUUAGGCCGCGGAUAUGCUGGGAGUAGUAGCCGUGCUGGUGACGCUGAUCCUAUGGCUGAUAUGCAGGGGGUAUUUUGA